This is a messenger RNA of Malassezia globosa CBS 7966, 1425 nucleotides long. RefSeq lists its product as uncharacterized. The transcript has a single exon. The record is from RefSeq and is a predicted model, not a curated record. Gene Ontology annotation, biological process: chromatin remodeling; regulation of transcription by RNA polymerase II. Gene Ontology annotation, molecular function: chromatin binding. Bases 1 to 1425 code for a protein of 474 amino acids. Gene Ontology annotation, cellular component: NuA4 histone acetyltransferase complex; SWI/SNF complex. NCBI's taxonomy places the organism in Eukaryota, Fungi, Basidiomycota, Malasseziomycetes, Malasseziales, Malasseziaceae.
AUGCCAGGAAUCUAUGGUGGUGAUGAGAUCAAUGCAGUAGUGCUAGAUCCUGGCGCAUCCGUAAUCCGAGGGGGAUGGGCCGGCGAGGAUCAACCACGUGCAAUGCUUCCUUCAUUUUACGGUUGGCUUCCCAUGACAGACGAAGAACGGAACUUGUAUGGCACAGAAGGCUUGAAGCAAGACCCAGGCCCGACUCAAGAUGGCGAUGUAUCCAUGAACGAUGUUGAAAAUCAUUCUAAGCCACCUGUACCGCGUGGUAUUUCUUUUGAUGCUUCUCGCGGUAGGAAACGUUUUUUGGGCGAUUCUGGUGUGUCAUAUUGGCGACGCGGGCUGGAAAUCGAUACUCCCUUCGACGAGAACGGUAUAGUCCAGGACUUCGACUCACUGCAUGCAAUGUCGAGAAAUGUUUUCGAUGCGCUGUGUGCCGAGCCAACUGAAAAUCCCCUUUUGCUCACUGAACCUGCUGAUAACCCCCGUGCAGCUCGUGGGAAAGCGGCCGAACUUGCAUUUGAAGGGCUUAACGUGCCCGCGUUUUAUCUUGCAAAUCGCACUGUGUUAAGCGCAUUUUCCUCCGGCCGUCCCACUGCUUUAGUAGUGGAUGUGGGCGCUUCGCGUGUCUCUGCGAUUCCGGUGGUAGACGGAUUUGUUUUGCGUAAGGGCAUUCACACCCAGCCCAAUGGUGGUGAUGCUGUAUCUCGCGCAUUAUUGUGGGGCCUCACGCACGAAAUGGGUGACAAAAAUAUCACUGGAUGGCUUGCUGACAGUAUCGUCCCACAAUUCCUCGUCAAAAGCAAGCAACCUUGUGAUCCUGGUAUGCCUGCCAAAGCCACACUUAGAGAAGAUCGUUUGCAUUCAACUACUCCAUCCUUCCGCAUGUACCACACAAUGCAGGUUCUCAAUGACUUUAAGGAGGCUGUGUGCCAAGUGUUGGAGGCACCUUGGGAUGAGGCUCAGGCAUCAGCGCGCCCCACAAAAAUGUUCGAAUUCCCCGACGGAUCUAACGAUGCAUAUGGAAUGCUUCGAUUCAAAGCACCUGAGGCUCUUUUCACACCUAGUUUGUAUUCUGUCGAUUCACAAGUACUGCCUUCUCGCGAGUCACCCUAUACUGGUUUGACCGACCUCAUCCUACAAGCAACGAAAGAAGUCGAUGUCGACGCACGCGCAAGCAUGUUCAGUAACAUCGUCUGUGUAGGAGGUGGAACCCUUCUUCCGGGCUUUUUGGAUCGUCUUAGUUACGAACUGAGUGUGGCAGCACCUAGCCAGCGAAUUCGUAUACACUCUCCUGGAAAUUACACUGAACGUCGUCACUCAACCUGGCUCGGCGGUAGUAUACUUGCAAGUUUGGGCACAUUUCAUCAACUAUGGAUCAGCAAACAAGAAUACGAAGAACACGGACAAGCCAUCGUGCAUGUCCGUUGCAAGUAG